This is a messenger RNA of Lotus japonicus, 2501 nucleotides long. RefSeq names its product serine/threonine protein phosphatase 2A 55 kDa regulatory subunit B beta isoform-like. Gene Ontology annotation, biological process: peptidyl-serine dephosphorylation. The record is from RefSeq and is a predicted model, not a curated record. Bases 333 to 1892 code for a protein of 519 amino acids. The transcript has 14 exons. Gene Ontology annotation, molecular function: protein binding; protein phosphatase regulator activity. Lineage: Eukaryota; Viridiplantae; Streptophyta; Magnoliopsida; Fabales; Fabaceae. Gene Ontology annotation, cellular component: protein phosphatase type 2A complex; cytosol.
GAGAGAGAGAGAGAGAGAGAGAGAGAGAACUAGACAUAGAGAGAAGAGUGUGUGUGUGUGUGUUUUUUUUUCAUCUCCAUCAUCAUUAUUCAACCCAAAGAACCGUUUGCUCUGUCAUUUUAAUCUUCCGAUUUUCUCCUUUUAGAGAGAGAAACGAUUCAUGUUGUAGAGAGAGAACGAGAAAUUGAAAUGGUUGAACUGGAAAUCGGAACAAGGGAUUGAAGAAGAAGAGAGAAAAAUUGUUUGAUGGGUCUGUUUGAUGGUAUGAUCUUGUGAAAACCCAGAAAGGAAAUCAGAGACUAGAGAUCGUUGGUUGGUUGGUUGAUUCAGAGAUGAACAACGGUGGCGAUGAGGUCGUCGAAGCUCCGCCGGCGGGUCCACCACAGCCGCUGGAUUGGAAAUUCUCCCAGGUUUUCGGUGAACGCACGGCUGGGGAAGAGGUUCAGGAAGUGGACAUAAUUUCUGCUAUUGAAUUUGACAAGUCUGGUGAUCAUCUUGCUACGGGUGAUCGAGGUGGUCGAGUAGUUCUCUUUGAGCGCACAGAUGCAAAAGAUCAUGUUUCGAGAAGGGAUUCGGAGAGGAUGGACUAUUCAAAUGUUGGUAGGCAUCCUGAGUUCCGUUACAAAACAGAGUUUCAGAGUCAUGAGCCUGAGUUUGACUAUCUUAAGAGCUUGGAAAUAGAAGAGAAAAUUAACAAAAUCAAAUGGUGCCAAACAGCUAAUGGUGCUCUCUUCCUUUUAUCUACAAAUGAUAAAACAAUUAAAUAUUGGAAGGUUCAAGAAAAGAAGGUCAAAAAAAUUACUGACUUGAAUGUUGACCCUUCAAAAGCAAUGGGAAAUGGUUCUAUUGCUAGUUCAAGUAAUUCCAGUAGCUCUAGGCCAUAUCUUGCAAAUGGAGAGUCUCCAGAAAGAUCGCACAGUUAUCUAAGCACUGAUUUCUCAUUUCCACCAGGAGGCAUACCUUCGCUAAGAUUACCCUUGGUAAAUGUAACCAGCCAUGAGACCAGUCUGUUGGCUCGUUGUCGUCGAGUGUAUGCACAUGCUCAUGAUUAUCAUAUCAAUUCUAUUUCCAAUAACAGCGAUGGCGAAACUUUCAUAUCAGCUGAUGAUUUGCGAAUAAAUCUUUGGAACCUUGAAAUUAGCAACCAAAGUUUUAAUAUUGUUGAUGUAAAGCCUGCAAAUAUGGAGGAUCUAACUGAGGUUAUAACAUCAGCGGAAUUUCACCCUACACAUUGUAAUACAUUAGCGUAUAGCAGUUCAAAGGGUUCAAUUCGUCUGAUUGACUUGCGGCAGUCAGCCUUAUGUGAUUCUCAUGCCAAACUAUUUGAGGAGCAGGAGGCCCCAGGGUCUAGAUCAUUUUUCACAGAGAUUAUUGCUUCUAUCUCAGACAUAAAAUUUGCAAAGGAUGGAAGAUAUAUACUCAGUCGUGAUUAUAUGACUCUAAAGUUAUGGGACAUCAACAUGGAUUCAGGCCCAGUUGCAACGUUCCAGGUUCAUGAGUAUUUAAGGCCAAAGCUUUGUGAUUUAUAUGAAAACGAUUCAAUUUUUGACAAGUUUGAGUGUUGUCUGAGUGGUGAUGGAUCACGUGUUUCAACUGGUUCUUACAGCAAUCUAUUCCGUGUGUUUGGUUGUGCCCCGGGAAGUACUGAGGCUACGACUUUGGAAGCCAGUAAAAAUCCAAUGAGGCGACAAGUUCCAACUCCUUCAAGGCCUGCUAGAUCACUGGGGAACAGUAUAACUAGAGUUGUAAGACGUGGAGCUGAAAGCUCUGGUGUUGAUGCAAAUGGGAAUUCUUUUGAUUUCACGACAAAGUUGCUGCACUUGGCGUGGCACCCAACUGAAAAUUCAAUUGCUUGCGCUGCUGCGAAUAGCUUAUACAUGUACUAUGCUUGAGGAAAGAUGGUUGAAGGACAUGAAUUUGCUUCUUCAUUAACCUGUUUUUUGGGUUGCUGUGGGAAAAGGCUUCUUUUCCCUUGUUACCAACCAUUGAGUUGGAGGCUACAUUAACUCACACUACAAGUGCCCUUCAAAAUCUUUAGCAGGAGCUCUUUAUAAAGAUCCAGAAGUGGCUGUUUCGAAAUUCCUGGGUAGGCAGAUUUUAUUUUGUUUCUGGAUGGGGCAUCUUAGUUUUAAUUUUUUUUCUUUCAAUUUUCCUCCUUCUGAUUCCGACCCUAAUAUUCUUUCCCCCUUUUUCUGCAUCUUCUUCUUGUGAAAGAGAAGGUGCAGUCAAAUGCUUCAUAUUGUGUUUGGCUUGGAAAUGAAGAAGAAAAUGUGAUUGUAGCUCUCCUACAACAGAUAAAGAUAAAAGAUAAAAUGUAGUUCUUUUCUUUUUGCCCAGAUAGAUGUCUUGUGGGAUGGAGCAGUGGAAACAUGCAGUGCAUCAUUUUUUCAUUGAUUAUUUUUGUGUUGGUAAUUGAAUUUGGCAUGUUUUGAAGUCUAGUUUUUGCUACACUGUCAAUUUUUGUGUAAAAUGUCAAAGGAAGUAAUUAUUUUUUGUUGCAA